Carassius gibelio (silver crucian carp) is the source of this 4322-nucleotide messenger RNA. RefSeq names its product kinesin light chain 2. The transcript is spliced from 14 exons. Gene Ontology annotation, molecular function: kinesin binding. Gene Ontology annotation, biological process: microtubule-based movement. Bases 392 to 2239 code for a protein of 615 amino acids. Lineage: Eukaryota; Metazoa; Chordata; Actinopteri; Cypriniformes; Cyprinidae. The record is from RefSeq and is a predicted model, not a curated record. Gene Ontology annotation, cellular component: membrane-bounded organelle; cytoplasm; kinesin complex.
UCAGCGCAGGGCUUUGGAUUCUGGGAGGGGAGCACAACACACACAUCAGCCAUUUUCAGUUUGCUGUGGUCAUCCUCUCUCACUCAAGCACAAAGAUCCGCCGACCGUCGAGCUGAAAGGGACGAGAAGGAUGGACGAAGCGAAAGCGGGACACCGUGAGCUCGCGCGUUUGGUCUGCUGAGCGCGUGGAAGACAAAAGCGCAUCAUCAUCAUCACGGCCGAUGCUUCUCCGGUUCAUCUGAUUCACGGCUGAUAUCGUUUUACUGGAGCGAGUCUUGGCUUUCGGACGCCUCUGAAUCAUAACAUCACGUUGUUUUCACGCUUGAGUUCAACUAGAGCCCGAAACAACCCCAAAAAAGCGGAUUAUUGAAGUGAGUGCGGCGGGCGGGUGAUGUCCGCCAUGGUGUACCCACGAGAAGAGACGCUGGAGCGGCCCACGCAGGACGAGAUCGUGCUGAACACUAAAGCGGUGAUGCAGGGUUUGGAGACGCUGCGAGGGGAACACGCUCAGCUCCUCAACUCCGUCCUGGACUGUGCUCAGCCGCCGGCCGCGCAGGAGAAGUCCAGCCUGCUCCGAAAGAGUCUGGAGGACAUCGAGCUGGGGCUCGGAGAGGCGCAGGUGAUCAUCGCUCUAUCCGGUCACCUGAGCGCCGUGGAGUCGGAGAAGCAGAAGCUGCGUGCUCAGGUGCGUCGUCUCUGUCAGGAGAACCAGUGGCUGCGGGACGAGCUGGCCAGCACACAACACAAGCUGCAGAAGAGCGAGCAGAGCGUGGCCCAGCUGGAGGAGGAGAAGAAGCACCUGGAGUUCAUGAACCAGAUCCGGAAGCUGGACGAGGACGCCUCGCCCUCCGAGGAGAAGACGGGAGAGAAGGAGAAGGACAGUCUGGACGACCUGUUCCCAAACGAUGACGAGCAGGGCCCAGCUCAGCCCAGCGGUGAAGCGGCGGCGCAGCAGGGGGGCUACGAGAUCCCGGCCCGUCUGAGGACGCUUCAUAACCUGGUGAUCCAGUACGCGUCUCAGGGCCGCUACGAGGUGGCCGUGCCGCUCUGCAAACAGGCUCUGGAGGACCUGGAGAAGACCUCGGGACACGUCCACCCAGACGUGGCCACCAUGCUCAACAUCCUCGCCCUGGUCUACAGGGAUCAGAACAAGUAUAAAGAGGCGGCUCACCUGCUGAACGAUGCUCUGGCCAUCAGAGAGAAGACUCUGGGGAGAGACCACCCCGCUGUGGCCGCGACCCUCAACAACCUGGCCGUGCUGUACGGCAAGCGCGGGAAACACAAGGAGGCCGAGCCGCUGUGCAAGAGAGCGCUGGAGAUCCGUGAGAAGGUUCUGGGUAAGUUCCACCCUGACGUGGCGAAGCAGCUCAAUAAUCUGGCUCUGCUGUGUCAGAAUCAGGGCAAGUAUGAGGAGGUGGAGUAUUAUUACCGCAGGGCACUGGAGAUCUACGAGAACAAACUAGGCACCGAUGACCCCAACGUGGCCAAGACCAAAAACAACCUGGCGACGUGUUACCUGAAACAGGGCAAAUUCAAAGACGCAGAGACGCUUUACAAGGAGAUCCUGACCCGUGCGCACGAGAAAGAGUUUGGAUCUGUCAACAAUGAUAACAAACCAAUCUGGAUGCAUGCAGAGGAAAGAGAAGAGAGCAAGGGUAAGAGGAAGGACUCGGGUCCGUACAGCGAGUACGGCAGCUGGCACAAAGCCUGUAAAGUGGACAGUCCCACUGUUAACACCACGCUGAAGAGUCUGGGUGCUCUGUACCGCCGGCAGGGCAAGCUGGAGGCCGCCGAGACGCUGGAGGAGUGUGUGACCAAAAACCGCAAGCAGGGCAUCGAUGCCAUCAAUCAGAGUAAGGUGGUGGAGCUGCUGAAGGACGGAGGCUGUGCUGGAGGAGACAGACGUCAGAGUCGGGACGGUGUGAACGGCCCCCGAGGAGACGUCGAAGGAGACGAAGCCGAGUGGAGCGGGGAUGGUAACGGCGGGCUGCGCAGGAGCGGCUCGUUCGGGAAGAUUCGGGAAGCGCUGCGGCGCAGCAGUGAGAUGCUGGUGAAGAAGCUGCAGGGCAGCGGCCCUCAGGAGCCACGCAACCCCGGGAUGAAGAGGGCAAGCUCCUUAAACUUCCUCAACAAGAGCGCAGAAGAAACCUCACAGGAAUCUAACAGCGGUCUGUCCGAAUCCAGAGGACUGAGCGCUAGUAAUGUGGACCUGACCAGACGCAGCUCUCUGAUCAGCUAAAAGAAAAAGACGUCAGGACGUGGACAAGGAGCCGAACGCAGAGGCUGUUUGCUACCUACUUGAAUCGAAAAUCUCAUCAAAACGCUUUCUAAAGAAAAUGAUCUUGAAAGCAAAAACAUGUCUUUUAGUUUCACAUCGCUUGCAAAAUCUGGGCUUUGUCUCUCUGCUUUGCCAUUAGCGAGAUCAAACGCAAUGUAGCACGCUAUCGCCAACACCACAUACUCCGUGCUAAAAUCACAUCAUAGCAUGGCGUCAAAAUCACGUAGUUUAGCACACAACGACCAAGUUAACAAAGCAUAUGUUUGCCGUUUAGAAAACUGAAAGUCCAUAUAUUGUAGAUGCACAGAUGCUGUGAAUGCUAACAACGAACUCGCGAAAAUGGUGCGAAAAACUCCUGCGAAUACAUUUUAUGAGUGUAGAAGAUGAGUUGAAAUUCAAGAGCACUGACUGGUACGACCUCACUUUUAACUUCUGAGUUUGAUGUAUAUACUGAUUUAAGUUAUUUAAGGUCUUUUUGUUUCGUAAAAGUUAGCGCACAAGGAUUUCGUUUACACUGUAGCUGGAUGUCUGUCCUGGAGCGACUGGAAAUCGUGUUGAACGAUACAAUGAAGGAUUCUGCUGUACGAUUUAAAGCGGAUUUGAGCUAGAGGUCUUAUUUAUUAACGAAUCUAUAUUCAUAAUUCGAACGCUUGGUCAUUUUAUCCGAUUGCAAGUCGAACUCCAGCUCAAACUCCAAAGAGUUGCUGGAAAAGGCCUAACGUAUGUAACUGGAGAUUUCCAACAGUUUAAAAUGUGAAGUGUUUUUAAUUUUAUAUGAUUUUCUAGCCACUUGAAAACCAAAAUGUGGCUAAAACUCUUUUUAUUAUCUCUUCGUUGAUGAAUUAUGAAUCCUAAUGAACAGUAAAAGUGUACUUGUAUGUGAAUGUUUGCUACUUUCUGUGAUUCUGUUACCCUUUUUCACUAAUUAAGGAUGUGUGUGUUUGAUUUUUUGGGGUUUAUUUGGAUGAUUUUCCUUGUGUUCAUCAGAGGCGAGUGAUCUCUGAAUGCACAGUCGAUACUAGAUUUGGGAACCAGCCAUACAAAUGGGAGAAUCUCAUAAAUAAGUCAUAUUUCACUUCAAAUCAUAUGCAAUUAUGCAUUUUCCAUAGAGACAAUUGGACCAUAAAUUUCUUUUCUUUGCAUCGCCACACUAAAGCACGUUUUUUCCAAUUUCAAAUUACCAUACAUAAAACGCUAUGGAGAGAAUUGGGUAUGCCUAUAUAUAUAUAUAUAUAUAUAUACACACACACACACACCCUUAUCUAUAGCUUUACAUUAAAAACCCCAAAUGCAUCAUUGGAGUAUAAUUUAUUUGACAUUAUGCAUUAAUUUUGUUUGCUACAGCAAUACUUCAUUGAGAUUUUAGUGGUUGAAUGAGCUUAUUUGUCAUCAGUGUCCUUUAAAUGUUCUUGAUUUUCCUUGAAAAUAUUCUUAGUUGAAUCCAGUUUUAUCGUUUUGUUUUGGUUCGGUUUUUGCGGUGAAAUAUGACAAGCUUGUUCUUGGCAGUUUUUGUGAGAUUUCUCUCGAAUGGAAUAUAAUGCAAAAAGUACGUUUCGUUAAGUUGAACAAAAGGAAGGGUUCUAGAAAGUGCUCGAGUGAUGUUAAAGUGAUGAAAAUUAUGAAGUUGGAGCAAGGAAUUGACACGAUAGAUAUGAAUGUCACUAUUGAUUGUAAAAUACAGAUUCUUUUUUUUUUUUCUUACUCACGACCACAAAAACACCCACUUGUGUAAGUUAUCCUCCUCAUGCUUCGAACACAGAUAGGUGUGUGGUUUAUUAAUGCUGUGUUUACACCACUCAUGAAUGUGUUGUUUGUCAGGAUUUCCUCUGAUUUGUGAUGCCUUCCUCUCGCCACAUUAGAUUGUGCUGCAGUUCCACCGGCUGAUCUCAGAACAGCGCCCCCUGUCAUCCUCAUGAAUCACAGUGUUGUUAGAAGGAGCCCAGAUCAGCGUCGAGCAACUCUGUAGUGUUCCUCCUCAGAUGUGCUUCAGCCUCAUGUGUGCUUUAAUAAACGCUUCAGAAUAAACUCUGCUUUUCAAACCAAA